AUGGACAAGGAAAGCGGCUUGAUCCAGCGGAAACCCCGCGUCCUCUAUAGUAGCGACGAUGACGAAAGCUACUAUAGCGACGACUCCGCAGAUGAAGACCAAGGACCAAAGCAGAAACUGCUGGUCCUCCCACUUGGUGGGUUCCUCUGCGCGAGGGUGUACAAGAAGAGCAAAACCAAAGUUAGGAUUCCUCGGAAUCGCCAGCCUGAUGGCGAUUUCGAAAAAUUUUAUGUUUACAAGAGGCCCUACUGUGAGGACUUUGUCAAAUUCUGCUUGGAGCGAUUCGAAGUCGGAAUCUGGUCUUCCGCAAGCGGGUGGAACACAGAAGAGACUCUUGAGUGCGUGAUCGGAGGGCUAGAAAAUAAGCUCCUUUUCACUUGGGAUCAGAGAAAAUGUACCGGACCGAUGUACCAGAGUUUUUUGGAGAACAAAAAUAAGACCCUCUUUUUAAAGGAUCUGAGCACUUUGCUAGUUUUUCUCCGCAUCGAUGGCAUCGACUAUAAGCCUUCAGAAGCUCUGCUGAUAGAGACUGACCCUUACAAGUCAUUUCUUAAUCCGCCUGACACAUCGAUUUUCCUUGACGAGUACUCGGUCAAGAAUGUAUCUGACGAUAAGCUAGGCCCUGACGGGAAGCUGAGAAAGUAUUUGGAUAACCUCUCUAAAGCUGAAGAUGUGCCUUCCUUUGUGAAAGCCAAUCCAUUUGGUAAUCCGGCAAUAACUUCCUCGCACCCACAUUGGAGCUCUUGCAGCGAGAUGAUCCGCAUUUAUGGAGACUGA
Messenger RNA from Linum tenue, 777 nucleotides. NCBI's taxonomy places the organism in Eukaryota, Viridiplantae, Streptophyta, Magnoliopsida, Malpighiales, Linaceae. The record is from the annotation of a GenBank genome assembly.